Messenger RNA from Impatiens glandulifera, 1104 nucleotides. Its product is annotated as triosephosphate isomerase, cytosolic-like. Gene Ontology annotation, molecular function: triose-phosphate isomerase activity. The record is from RefSeq and is a predicted model, not a curated record. Bases 116 to 886 code for a protein of 256 amino acids. Lineage: Eukaryota; Viridiplantae; Streptophyta; Magnoliopsida; Ericales; Balsaminaceae. The transcript has 9 exons. Gene Ontology annotation, biological process: glyceraldehyde-3-phosphate biosynthetic process; gluconeogenesis; glycerol catabolic process. Gene Ontology annotation, cellular component: cytosol.
UGGCCCAAGUAAAAUCUCGACAUUAUUAAUUAUAAAGUUCGUGUCUUUCCUCAACUUCUCGCUUGUUCUAACACUAUUCUUUGAGUAAUCUUCCGAAUUAUUUACUGUCUUCAAGAUGGCGAUGGCCAGGAAGUUCUUCGUCGGCGGUAACUGGAAAUGCAAUGGAACGACCGAAGAUGUGAAAAAGAUAGUUGCAACUCUUAAUGCUGGCGAUGUUCCUUCAACUGAUGUUGUGGAGGUGGUUGUUAGCCCUCCAUAUGUUUUUCUUCCUCUGGUUCAGAGUUCUUUGAAACCUAAUUUUCAAGUUGCUGCUCAGAAUUGUUGGGUUAAGAAAGGAGGAGCUUUCACUGGUGAAAUCAGUGCUGAGAUGCUUGUCAAUUUGGGUAUCCCCUGGGUCAUUAUUGGUCAUUCUGAGAGGAGAGCUUUACUAAAGGAAUCAAAUGAAUUUGUUGGAGAUAAGGUAGCUUAUGCUCUUGCCCAAGGUUUGAAGGUCAUUGCUUGCGUUGGUGAGACUCUCGAGGAGCGUGAAUCUGGAUCAACCAUGGACGUUGUUGCUGCACAAACUAAGGCAAUUGCUGAUCGGGUAACAAGCUGGGAGAACAUUGUCUUGGCUUAUGAACCAGUUUGGGCCAUUGGAACUGGAAAGGUUGCAACUCCUGCUCAAGCUCAGGAGGUACACAAUGAACUAAGAAAAUGGUUCCAAGCAAAUGUUAGUUCUGAAGUUGCUUCUACAAUCCGCAUCAUAUAUGGAGGUUCUGUGAGCGGUGCCAACUGCAAGGAGCUGGCGGCACAGCCUGAUCUUGAUGGCUUUCUGGUUGGAGGUGCCUCCUUAAAGGCGGAAUUCAUUGACAUAAUCAAGUCUGCUGAGGUGAAGAAAAAUGCCUAAACAAGAGCUGUUGGUUGAUGUAUGAGAUCCGGAUUUUCUCAUGAAGUUUCUUCAUGAAAGACAGUACUAGCCUUUUUUGAGAAUAAAUUUGUAUGCUCUUUUAUUCUUUUUGAUGAAAGAAAUUGUGGAACAUUAUGUGUUGUUUUUGUUGAGGAAAUCUUUUGUAAGAAGACUAUGGGGUUAGUUAUAUUUUAUUCUCUUUAUUGUCUCUUGUUUGA